AUGCUGACAGAUGACAUGAAGCUCUGGCAUGGCUUAGUGAUUGCAGCAGUCUCCCUCUUCCUGCAGGCCUGCGUCCUCACAGCCAUCAGUUGCUUGCUCAGCAGGCACAUGGCCCACCAGAGUGAACGGAUACUGAAAGAGGCCAAACUCCAGGCCCCCAGGCCCAGCCCUGCCCACGAUCGCCCACCUGCUGCCAAGGAGCUGAAGGAGACUCGGGCAGAGAGAGGCACUCCUGUGCCUGAUCCCCAGUACAGGCAUGACAGUGACACAUCCUCAGAUAGCUCGGACAGCUCAGAUAUCUGCAGCAGCUCACCUCCCACCUGCCAGGCCACCGAGGAUGUGAAUUACACAGAAAUGGCCUUUUCAGCCCCCGGAGGACUAAAAAAUGAAUCUGCCCCAGACUAUGAGAACAUAAAGGAAACCACAGAUUAUGUCAAUGUCAAUCCAGAAAACCACAGUGUCAAUUUCUGGACUUCUAUGGACUCUGCUUCUGAGACAGUGGAAUACAGUCAAGUGGCUGUGUGA
Galeopterus variegatus (Sunda flying lemur) is the source of this 525-nucleotide messenger RNA. RefSeq names its product chromosome unknown open reading frame, human C1orf186 (gene RHEX). The record is from RefSeq and is a predicted model, not a curated record. Lineage: Eukaryota; Metazoa; Chordata; Mammalia; Dermoptera; Cynocephalidae. The coding region runs from base 1 to 525 and encodes 174 amino acids. The transcript is spliced from 5 exons. Gene Ontology annotation, cellular component: plasma membrane.